Molecule: messenger RNA, 954 nt
Organism: [Torrubiella] hemipterigena
Lineage: Eukaryota; Fungi; Ascomycota; Sordariomycetes; Hypocreales; Clavicipitaceae
Source: the annotation of a GenBank genome assembly
AUGACUACCUUAUCGCUUAGCUUGUCAGACAUUCCGUCAAUGGAGGGCAAGACGGCUGUGUUGACCGGUGGCUCUAGUGGCAUCGGGCUCGCGGCUGCUCUCAUCCUUGCAUCCAAAGGCGCUCACGUCCACGUUCUUGAUAUCACACCAAUGGAUAGAAGCUUCGACAUAUUUGAUGUUCCUGGAGAUGCGAAAGUCAACAUCGACCUUGGAGCCAUUUCGGCUGAUAAACUACAGUUCCAUCACUGUGACGUAUCGCAGUGGGAUCAGCUGCGACGGACGUUUGAGCAGAUAGGUCCCAUCGAUAUUGCCAUUGCCAACGCAGGAGUGUCCGAGAAUAGCAAUUUCUUCACAGACGUCACCUCGGCGCUGGACAAAGUCGAAGAGCCUCAUUAUCCACUUAUAGACAUCAACUACCGAUCCGUGCUCAAUUUUGUGCGCCUGUCUCUCAGUAGCUUCGCUAAGCACAGCAGGCAGGGCUCCAUCGUCCUCACUACUAGCGCUACAGGUUACUCUCCGGAGCAGAGCCUCCCAGUGUACAGCGCCACAAAAUCAGCUCUCGUCGGUCUGGUGCGGUCUCUGCGCCCGUCCAUCAGCAAGUACGGAGCAACCAUCAACGCAGUUGCUCCCGCUGCUACUGUUUCCAAGCUGCUGCCCAAGAACCUUGCGGCUCCUUUGAUGCAGGCCGGGUUUCCUAUCAGCAGCUCGUACCACGUAGGCUUGGCGCUGGCCUACUCCGCGACGGCAACGCAGUCCCGUCAAGUAGAAGGCUACGGCAAAGACACUUCAGCUGACGUGGCGUCGGCGGGUCGCUGGAAUGGGCGAGUUAUUUUGACUCUGGGAGAUCGCUGGACAGAGAUUGAGGAACCUCUCGCUUCGCUCCGAGCCCAAUGGUUUGGAGAAUGGAACACGGAGAAGACGGCGCUUCAGCAGAAGCUUACCGACAUGAGGUAG